AUGUCCAAGUACGGCGUGCUGGCCAUCGGUCCAGCUGGCGCUGGUAAAACCACCUUCUGCUCGGCCUUGAUUGGCCAUCUGAAGAACUCGCGCCGUUCGUGUUUUUACAUCAAUCUCGACCCCGCCGCCGAGGAGUUUGUCUAUGAGCCUGAUCUCGACAUCAGAGAGCUCAUCACCCUCGAAGAUGUCAUGGAGGAAAUGCAUCUCGGCCCCAACGGUGGGUUAAUCUACUGUUUCGAGUUCCUUCUGGAGAACAUGGACUUCAUUACCGACCCACUGGAAGAGGUGGGUGAAGAGUACCUCAUUAUAAUCGAUAUGCCCGGCCAGAUUGAGCUGUACACCCAUGUGCCCAUCCUGCCUACCCUCGUCAAGUCCUUGACCAGAGGCAGUCUCAACGUCAACCUCUGCGCCGCCUACCUGCUGGAAGCCACCUUUGUAGUAGAUCGCGCAAAGUUCUUUGCUGGUACCCUGAGUGCCAUGAGUGCUAUGCUCAUGCUCGAGGUCCCUCACGUCAACAUCUUGAGCAAGAUGGAUCUCGUCAAGGGCACUGUCGCAAAGAAAGACCUCAAACGUUUCAUUGACCCCGAUGUCAGCUUGCUGGACGAAGACCCCACCACCGGCUUGUACUACGACGAAACAAAUGACCCCGACGAUGUUACCGACUCCCAAAGUGUCAUGGCCGGUUCCUCCUUCAACAAACUGAACCGCGCUGUUGGCCAGCUCAUCGACGACUUUGCCAUGGUAUCCUUCCUCAAGCUUGACGCUCAAGACGAAGACAGCGUCGGCGCUGUGCUUUCAUACAUCGACGAUGCAAUCCAAUUCCACGAAGCUCAAGAACCCAAGGAGCCAAUGGAUGAAGCACAAGACGAAGAGAUGACUGAGAUGGGUUGA
This is a messenger RNA of Aureobasidium melanogenum CBS 110374, 891 nucleotides long. RefSeq lists its product as uncharacterized. The transcript has a single exon. The record is from RefSeq and is a predicted model, not a curated record. The coding region runs from base 1 to 891 and encodes 296 amino acids. Lineage: Eukaryota; Fungi; Ascomycota; Dothideomycetes; Dothideales; Saccotheciaceae. Gene Ontology annotation, molecular function: GTPase activity.